Bufo gargarizans (Asiatic toad) is the source of this 1776-nucleotide messenger RNA. RefSeq names its product cytochrome P450 2K1-like. Gene Ontology annotation, cellular component: cytoplasm; intracellular membrane-bounded organelle. The coding region runs from base 127 to 1626 and encodes 499 amino acids. Lineage: Eukaryota; Metazoa; Chordata; Amphibia; Anura; Bufonidae. The record is from RefSeq and is a predicted model, not a curated record. The transcript has 9 exons. Gene Ontology annotation, molecular function: iron ion binding; oxidoreductase activity, acting on paired donors, with incorporation or reduction of molecular oxygen, reduced flavin or flavoprotein as one donor, and incorporation of one atom of oxygen; heme binding. Gene Ontology annotation, biological process: xenobiotic metabolic process.
CACAGUCCAACAGCAACAGGCAUGUGGAAUGGCAGCGGGCCAGUAAGUUAAUCCAAGUUGGAAAUUAAAUCCAGGUGCUCAUAUAUCCAGCCAGCAGUGCGUUCAGAACAGACUCAGGACUUCGCUAUGGCUUUUCUAACCGACUUUUUGACUAGAGCCGAUGUGAUAAUAUAUUUUGCAGUUUGCAUUGUUUUGCUUAUCUACUGGUUGAAUGGAUCUAAGAAGAGCAGAGCAAAGAUGCCUCCUGGACCUACCCCUCUGCCCUUCAUUGGAAACCUCCACCAGCUGGACCUGAAAAACACCCACCAGUCACUGAUGGAGAUGUCUGAGAAGUACGGGGACGUUUUUACUCUGCAUUUUGGACCCAAGAGAGUAGUGGUCAUUGCUGGAUACAAGGCUGUGAAAGAAGCUCUUGUUACCCAAGGUGAUGAUUUUGUAAACAGGCCAAGCUCUCCACUCUUGGACUUAAUAUCAAAGAACCAUGGUAUAAUAUUUUCCCAUGGAGAAGAAUGGAAAUCUAUGAGGAGGUUCACACUAUCAACACUUCGAGACUUUGGAAUGGGGAAAAAAUCUCUAGAAGGCAGAAUUCAAGAUGAAAUAAUUGCCCUUAUAGAAAGUUUGAAAUGUUACAAUGGCAAACCAUUCAAUCCACACUUAUUAAUAAACAGCGCUGUAUCCAAUGUCAUCUGCUCCAUUAUCUUUGGCAACAGGUUUGAGUACGAUGACCCAACAUUUCAAAAAUUAAUCAAUAUGUUAGAUGAAAAUGCCAAAAUGGCGGGUGAACCCAAAGCACUGCUGUUCAAUUUUUAUCCCUUCAUUGGAACUCUCUUGGGUCUACAUAAGAAAGUAAUGCAGAACAUCGAAAAUCUAAAAGACUUUAUCCAAAAAAAUGUAAAGAAACAAAGACUGGAGUUCAACGCCAAUGACAUCACUGGAUAUAUCGAUGCAUAUCUUUUGAAACAGGAACAGGAGUCAACAAAACCUGGGACCUAUUUUCAUGAUGAAAAUCUGCAAUAUUCAGUCCUGGAUCUCUUUGAUGCUGGUACUGAAACUACAUCUACAACAAUCCGUUGGGGAAUUUUGUUGAUGAUGAAGUAUCCAGAAAUUCAAAAGAAAAUACAGGAUGAAAUUAAAACACAUCUUAAACCAGGACAGUUGCCAGCAGUAGAGGAUAGAAAAAAAAUGCCUUAUACUGAUGCAGUAAUACAUGAAGUACAGAGAUUUGCCAAUAUUGUUCCACUGAAUGUGUCACAUGCCCCUCCAACUGAUGUGUAUUUUCGGGGGUACUGCAUCCCAAAAGGUACAGAGGUUAUUCCAUUCCUGACAUCAGUUCUCAAUGACAAGACUCAAUGGAAAACUCCCUAUGAUUUUAAUCCCAAUCACUUUUUGGAUAAAGAUGGGAAGUUUGUCCGAAAUGAUGCAUUUAUGCCUUUCUCAGCAGGAAGAAGAGCUUGUGCUGGAGAAAGCUUGGCCAGAAUGGAACUUUUCCUGUUUUUCACUGGACUUCUUCAAGCAUUUACUUUCUUUCCACCACCAGGAGUUUCCAGGGAAGAUUUAACUCUCAAGCCCGAUGUUGGAUUCACAUUAACCCCUACAAAAUAUAUGACAUGUGCCAAACUGAACUAGUAGUGUAUUUUGGACACAAUUAACAACACAGAGGCUAACGUUGGUGUUGAUUAUGUUUAUAAGGGGUUUUCUGUGAAAAGUAUUUCUGUAUUGAAAAGCCAUCUUAAUUACACAUGACACACCUGUAGAAUAAAGUCUGUUUUACGCUUA